This is a messenger RNA of Tupaia belangeri chinensis (Chinese tree shrew), 4728 nucleotides long. It is a transcript of the gene PCDH12, whose product is annotated as protocadherin 12. Gene Ontology annotation, cellular component: plasma membrane. The record is from RefSeq and is a predicted model, not a curated record. NCBI's taxonomy places the organism in Eukaryota, Metazoa, Chordata, Mammalia, Scandentia, Tupaiidae. The coding region runs from base 306 to 3890 and encodes 1194 amino acids. The transcript is spliced from 5 exons. Gene Ontology annotation, biological process: homophilic cell-cell adhesion. Gene Ontology annotation, molecular function: calcium ion binding.
AUCCCCACAUCCUGCUCCACUGGGUCAAGUCCCUCUUGGAUCGGCUCUUGUCCAUCAUUUGCUGAAGUGGACCAACUGGUGCUCCAGUGGGGGAUGUACCCCAGGAAUUUAACUUUGUCGGUGCUCAGACUUCCAAUGAAGAUGGCCUUGCCCGGGAAUCCUGCUUGUUCCAUCAUCAUCUAAUUAUGGGACGAGGUUGCGCCAGCAGGUCUGGAGGCAGGAGAACGGGGCUAAUCAAGCCAUCCAGGAAGCGCUGGAGGACUUGUCCAGCCUUAAAGGACUCUAGCGAUUUCUGCAUCUAGCCCAUGCUGAUGGUAAGCAUGAUGCAACUUCUGAAACUUCUGCUGGGGCUUUGGGGACCAAGCAGCUACUUAUUCCUCUCAGGGGGUUGUCAGGGGGUGGCCACUCUCAUGGUGAAAUACCAAGUGUCAGAGGAAGUGCCAUCUGGGACGGUGAUAGGGAAGCUGUCCGGGGAACUGGGCUGGGAGGAGGAGCGUGGGCAAGCAGGGGCCGCCUUCCAGAUCUUGCAGCUGUCCCAGGCGCUUCCCAUUCAGGUGAACCCUGAGGAUGGCUUGCUCAGCACUGGGGGGCGGCUGGAUCGAGAGCAGCUCUGCAAGCACCAGGACCCCUGCCUGGUUUCCUUUGACGUGCUUGUCACGGGGGGUUUGGCUCUGAUUCAUGUGGAGAUCCAGGUGCUGGACAUCAAUGACCAUCAGCCAGAGUUUCCCAAAGGUGAGCAGGAGCUGGAAAUCUCUGAGAGUGCCUCUCUGCACACUAGGAUUCCCCUAGACAGAGCUCGCGAUCCUGACACCGGCCCUAACACCCUGCACUCCUACACCCUGUCUCCCAGCGAGCACUUUGCCCUGGAUGUCAUCGUGGGGCCUGAUGAGACCAAACAUGCAGAACUCGUAGUGGUGAAGGAGCUAGACCGGGAAAUCCAGUCUUUUUUUGAUCUGGUAUUAACCGCCUAUGACAAUGGGAAUCCCCCCAAGUCAGGCACUAGCUUAGUCAAGGUGAAUGUUCUAGACUCCAAUGAUAACAGCCCCACGUUUGCUGAGAGUUUGCUGGCAGUAGAAAUCCAAGAAGACACUGCUCCUGGUACUCUGCUCAUAAACUUGACUGCCACAGACCCUGACCAAGGCCCCAAUGGGGAGGUGGAAUUCUUUCUCAGUGAACACAUGCCCCGAGAGGUGCUAGAUACCUUCAGUAUUGAUGCCAAGACAGGCCAGGUCUUUCUGCUUCGAUCCCUAGACUAUGAGAAGAAUUCCGCCUAUGAGGUAGAUGUCCAAGCAAGGGAUCUGGGUCCCAAUUCUAUCCCAGCCCAUUGCAAAGUUCUCGUCAAGGUUCUGGACAUCAAUGACAAUGCCCCAAGGAUCCACAUCACAUGGGUGUCCCAACCGUCACAGGUGUCAGAAGCUCUCCCCAAGGACAGUUUUGUUGCUCUUAUCAUGACAGAGGACUUGGACUCAGGAAACAAUGGUCUGGUUCACUGUUGGCUGAACCAAGAGCAAAACCACUUCAGGCUGAAAAGGAAUAAUGGCAACACAUACAUGCUACUAACCAAUGCCACGCUGGACAGAGAGCGGUGGCCCAAAUACACCUUCACUCUGUUAGCCCGAGACCAAGGGCCCCAGCCCUUAUCAGCCAAGAAGCAGUUCAGCAUUCAGAUCAAUGAUGCCAAUGACAAUGCCCCUGUGUUUGAGAAGAGCAGGUAUGAGGUCUCCACUCGGGAAAACAACCUCCCUUCUCUUCCCCUCAUUACCGUCAAGGCUCAUGAUGCAGACUUGGACAUGAAUGGAAAGGUCUCAUACCGUAUUCAGCACUCCCCCGUUUCUCACCUGGUAGCUAUCGACUCAGACACUGGAGAGGUCUCUGCUCAGAGAUCACUGGACUAUGAAGAGAUGCCCAGCUUUGAGUUCCAGGUGAUCGCGGAGGACUGGGGACAGCCCCGACUCUCAUCCAGCAUCUCUGUGCGGGUCAGCCUUCUGGAUGCCAACGAUAAUGCCCCAGAGGUGAUCCAGCCUGUGCUCAGUGAUGGAAGAGCUAGCCUCUCAGUGCUUGUAAAUGCCUCCACAGGCCACCUGCUGGUGCCCAUUGAGACUCCCAAUGGCUUGGGUCCAGCAGGCACUGACACACCAGCACUGGCCACCCACAGCUCCCGGCCAUUCCUUUUGGUGACCAUUGUGGCAAGAGAUGCAGACUCAGGAGCAAAUGGAGAGCUCUUCUACAGCAUCCGGAGGGGGAAUGAAGCCCAUCUCUUCCUCCUCAGCCCCCACCUGGGGCAGCUGUCCAUCAACAUCACCAAUGCCAGCAGCCUCAUUGGGAGCGAGUGGGAGCUGGAGAUAGUGGUAGAGGACCGGGGCAGUCCCCCCUUACAGACGCGAGCCUUGUUGAGGGUCAAGUUUGUCACCAGCGUGGACCACCUCCGGGAGUCGGCCCGUGAGCCUGGGGCCCUGAGCACACCAAUGCUGACGGUGAUUUGCCUGGCUGUCCUGCUGGCUGUCUUUGGGUUGAUCUUGGCUCUGUUCAUGUCCAUCUGCCGGACAGAGAAGAAGGACAACAGAGCCUACAACUGUCGGGAGGCCGAGUCCACCUAUCACCACCAGCCCAAGCGGCCCCAGAAACACAUUCAGAAGACAGACAUUCACCUUGUGCCUGUGCUCAGGGGACAGGCAGAUGAGCCUGGUGAUGCUGCUCAGCCCCACAAGGACGCCAGCAAGGAAGCACUGCUGGACCCAGGCUGGGACCCCUGCCUCCAGGCCCCCUAUCACCUCACACCGACCCUAUACAGGACCCUGCGUAACCAAGGCAACCAUAGAGAGCUGGCAGAGAGCCGGGAGGUGCUGCAGGAAACAGUCAACCUCCUUUUCAAUCACCCGAGGCAGAGAAACGCCUCCCGUGAGAACCUGAACCUCCUAGAGCCCCAGCUGGCCAUAGGCCAGCCAUGCUCGAGGGUCCUGAAGGUUGCUGGUAGCCCCAUAGGGAGGUUGGCAGGAGACCAGGGCAGCGAAGAGGCCUCAGUGAGCCCCCCGGCCUCCUCUGCAACCCUACGGCGGCAACGGAAUCUCAAUGGCAAAGUGUCACCUGAGAAAGAACUAGGACCCCGACAGAUCCUGCGGAGCCUGGUCCGGCUGUCUGUGGCUGCCUUUGCGGAGCGGAACCCUGUGGAGGAGCUCACUGUGGAUUCUCCUCCUGUUCAGCAAAUCUCCCAGCUGCUGUCCUUGCUGCAUCAGGGCCAAUUCCAGCCCAAACCAAACCACCGGGGAAAUAAGUACUUGGCCAAGCCGGGCAGCAGUGGCAGGAAUGCAAUCCCAGACACAGAUGGUGCUGGUGCCAGGGCUGGUGGCCAGGCAGUACCGGAACAGGAGGAAGGGCCUUUGGACCCUGAAGAGGACCUCUCUGUGAAACAGCUGUUAGAAGAAGAGCUGUCAAGUCUCCUGGAUCCUCACACAGGCCUGGCGCUGCACCGGCUCAGCGCCCCCGACCCCGCCUGGAUGGCGAGGCUGUCUUUGCCCCUCACCACCAACUACCGAGACAACGUAUUCUCCCCGGAUGCUACGGCCUCAGAGGAGCCAAAGACCUUCCAGACGUUUGGAAAAACGUUUGGAAAAGUGGCAGGGCCGGAGCUGAGCCCGGCAGGCACGCAGCUGGCCAGCACCUUCGUCUCAGAGAUGAGCUCGCUGCUGGAGAUGCUGCUGGAGGGGCGCGCGGGCGUGCCGGUGGAGGCCGCCUCCGAGGUUCUGCGGCGCCUCUCCGUCUGCGGGAGGACCCUCAGUCUAGACCUGGCCACUAGCGGGACCUCGGGCUCCGAAGCGCAGGGGCACCCAGGUGGAAAGAAGGGGGCUGCGGGCAGGAGCAGCAGCAGCAGCGGUAGCAGCAGGUGCCUAUGAACACAUUUGGGGUUUCUCUGGAUCCAAGAACCCGGGGCUCUGGGUGAUGGUAGCCAGGCCCUGCUGAUCUGCGGACACGCGCUGACUUCUAAAACCUUGGAACUCACUGACCCGAGAACUUCAGGGUGACUGAUGCCGCCCCACAGAGGAGACGGGACCCCAGGACUGACACUGACCACUGACUGGUCAAUGCAACCCCUUGUGAGGGGUUCUGUCUGAGUCUUUAGGAGGAAGGGACAGUUUGUGGCUGAAAUAAGUGUUUGCUGGCAAAACACAUGUAGACCAAGGGUCUGUCCUCUGGUCUUCCAGUGACCAGGAAAUGUCACAGUAGGGAAGGAUGACCUUCUUGGAUACUGGAUGGUGAGGGGCUGGAUCCUGGGGACGCCAGGCAAUACUCUCUGACCUACUAAUAAAGGAAAAGCAAUAGCUCAUUCUCCCGUUUGCACCUGUCAAGUGUGAGGAGGGAACAGCGAGAGGAUGCUUUGUCAGCCAAUCCCUGGCAAGAAAGUCGAGCUGGGCCUGGAAGGGAGGCACGUAGGUGUGCACAGCGGCAGGUUCACAUACGAUGGGCACAUGUGCUCUGGACCCCCUCCUCUGUCACUAUUUUAUCAAAUAAUCUGCUGCUCAACUGGAAAAUGAGGGCUAAGGAAAGCACAGCUGUUUAUAGAGCACCAGGCUUUACAAUAAGAUUUAAUUUGAUUUUUCAAGGACCCUGGGAGGGAAAGAUUAUGCCCCCAUUUCACAGACAAGGAUAUGAGGCUUUGAGAGGUCAAGUGUCUUUUUUUUCUUUCCUUUUUUGGAGAAGUUUUCACUAUAGGACGCGUGUGCUCGCCAGAAA